Molecule: messenger RNA, 513 nt
Organism: Zymoseptoria tritici IPO323
Lineage: Eukaryota; Fungi; Ascomycota; Dothideomycetes; Mycosphaerellales; Mycosphaerellaceae
Exons: 1
Source: RefSeq, a predicted model, not a curated record
CUUCCUGCUCCCACAACAUACCUCACUGGCCACGACAAUACAACCGGGAAAGCGGUCAUCCAUUCAAAGCGUCCAAUCAAGUUCAACAGUUUCGAUGCCGAAAACCUCCAGAUGUCCGUCGCAUACACCACUAGCUUCCCAGCUGAUCUGAAUGGCGACGCUGAUGUUCAUGCACACGAGGAGAAGGUGAAGAGUGGGAAGCUUGGUCUGGUAUCUGGCGGAGGGACCGUGCUGCGAUAUGUUGACUUCGCGCCGGAUUACGAGUGUAUGAUGCACCGCACUCAGUCACUGGACUAUGGAAUCGUUUUGGAAGGAGAAAUCGAAUCCGUCCUCGACUCAGGAGAAGUGCAGCUCAUGAGAAGAGGGGACUCGAUGGUUCAAAGAGCAACCAUGCAUUCCUGGCGAAACCCCAGCAAGACUGAAUGGGCUCGCAUGAUUUUCGUGCUUCAGGAUUGUCAGCCAGUCAUUGUUGGAGGAAAGAUUGUCAAAGAAGAUCUUGGAACUGGCGCCGGU